Messenger RNA from Dendrobium catenatum, 2126 nucleotides. RefSeq lists its product as uncharacterized. The record is from RefSeq and is a predicted model, not a curated record. Gene Ontology annotation, biological process: activation of GTPase activity. Gene Ontology annotation, molecular function: GTPase activator activity. Lineage: Eukaryota; Viridiplantae; Streptophyta; Magnoliopsida; Asparagales; Orchidaceae.
AGAGAAAGAGAGAGAGAGAGCAUGCAUCAACCCGCGUGCCGGCCGGAUCCUCCCCAUUGCUAUAGGUGAGCGCUGGAAGAGACUAAGUCUCUGUGAGGUCCACGGUAGUUUGGAGCUGAUUGGAGGUCUUGAUCGGCGGCGGGGGUGGGCGGUGAUAACUGUGGUGACACCGGUAGUGGCGGCGGUAGCCGGCUUGCCCUCGCCGCCUGCUUCGUGCUUUCUUCGCGGCGGAGAAAAGACUAGAACAAAACGCUGAUAUAGAGUAGUAGACUUCGUUUGACUCUUCUGAAAUAGGGGGUUAGGAAGCCAGACAAUAGAUGAAAGCAUUAAGACGAUCCAACACCUCUUCUUCAAGCCGGGCCUCCUCGUCGUCUCUUCCGUUGUCAUGGAUUCAAUUGCGGUCGCUUCUCAUUAUGUCCUCUUCCACAGUUCCCGAUCGAGGUAAUCUAAAAUCCCCAUGGUCUCAAAGGAAAAGACAACGAUCAGCACUUUCUCGCCGUUGUUGGAAUAGUCUAUUUGCAGCAAAUGGAAGGCUUCGUGAUGGUGGCAUCAAGUUUUUGAAGAAGGCCAGAAAUAGAGGAAUUGAUCCAAGCAUUAGGUCAGAUGUUUGGCCAUUCCUCCUUGGAGUAUAUGAUCUAAACAGCUCAGAGAUGGAAAGGAAUGCAGUUAAAGUGCGGAAGAGGAUAGAAUAUGAGAACCUGAGGAUAAGAUGCCGUAAGAUCUCAAACUUUUCCAAUCAGGGGAACUCAUUGCUGACCUUAGACAAGAUAUAUAGUGAAGCGUGGCUUGAUCUUAUCGAGGAUCCAUAUUCUCCAAAAAUCUCUGAAUAUGGAACAUCAGCGUUCUCUCUUUCUUUAUGGAGUGGCAAUGAAGAUGGACCAGUAUAUGACAGGAGUCCAGACGCUAACAGUAAUUUGGGAGGGGAAGAUGGCCAUAGUGUGAUCACUCAUUUAGAUGUUUUCCUUGCCGGAACAGACUCAUCUGAUUCUGAUCACUCAGUUGAAAUACUUGGAACUGGAGAAUCUUAUUCCAAACUAACCAAUAGUGCUUCCCUCAAAAUCGAUAAUUCCAAUCGGACAAUCGAAGACUUUAGAACAUGGCAGCGAAUUGUCCGACUCGAUGCGAUCAGAGCUGAUCCUGAGUGGGUUAUCUAUUCCCCAACACAAGCUGGCAUAUCUGAGGUGGCUGCAAAGCGAUAUGCCAAAGCUGUUGGGUUGAAAGAUUUUGAUCACCUGGAGCCAUGCAUGAUAUACCAUGCUUCUCGUCUAGUUGCUGCGCUCGAGGCAUAUGCAAUAUAUGACCCAGAAAUAGGCUACUGUCAGGGGAUGAGUGAUCUCCUGUCACCAAUAUUAACAGUGAUAGAAGACGAUUGUGAAGCCUUUUGGUGUUUCGUUGGUUUCAUGAAGAAGGCACGGCAUAACUUUCGGCUUGAUGAGCUUGGCAUCAGGAGGCAGCUGGCUAUUGUGUCUCGGAUAAUCCGUUCCAAGGACGCACAUCUUUACCACCAUCUUGAGCAGCUCCAGGCUGAAGACUGCUUCUUUGCGUACAGGUUGGUAUUGGUUCUGUUUAGGAGAGAGCUGACAUUGGAGCAGACUCUUUGCCUGUGGGAAGUGAUGUGGGCCGACCAGGCAGCAAUACGAGCAGGGAUUGGGAGGUCAGCGUGGGGUAGAAUGAGGCUGCAAGCACCACCUACGGAUGACCUUUUGCUCUAUGCCAUUGCUGCCUUUGUGCUGCAGAGGAGGAAACUAAUCAUAGAGAGGUACAGCAGCAUGGAUGAGAUCAUGAGGGAGUGCAAUAGUGUGGCAGGGAAACUGGAUGUUUGGAGGCUCUUGGAUGAUGCCCAUGAUCUGGUGGUAACCCUCCAUGACAAAAUUCAAUUACACCUUGCUUGAGAUUUCUUAAAUGUUACUUUUUAGGGCUCUUUAUGUAUUUUUCUUCACAUGGUCUCAUAACGGUUUAAUGCCUUCUCUUUUUUGUGUAUUUUUAACUAGUAUAAACGAUUCUGGUGGAUGAUGUAGAUUUUCUGUGAAAAUUCACAGGAAUACGAGGAGAGCUGAAAUUAUUAGAUCAGUGGGAGGAACUGGUUCUCUAUUAAUUCUGGAACCAUUUAAUUCUAAUUUGAAGCA